AUGGCCGCCCGCAAGCGACCUGCCGCCGGCCACGCAACGACGGCCCAAGGAUCGGCGACCCAAGGACGCAAGAGGAGCCGCACCGACGAGUACGACGACGUGGCCUGCCUCGGCGAGGGCGGCUUCGGCGCCGUUGUCAUGGCGCGCAACCGCGCCACCGGCAAGACCGUCGCCAUCAAGCGCCUCUCCACGCCGUCCGCGACCAGCGUCGCCGACCUCCAGCGCGAGGCCGGGUUCCUCAGGGCCUGCAGCGGGAACCCCUACGUGGUCGGCUUCGAGGCACUGGUGGUGCACCCGGCCACCGGCCGCCUCUCCCUCGUCAUGGAGCACGUCGCCGGGCCGAACCUCCACUAUUUCCUGUGGAACAGGCGCCACGGCCAGCCGAUGCCGGAGUCGACGGUGCGCGCCUUCAUGUGGAAGCUGCUCACCGGGGUCAAGAUGAUGCACGCCCGCCACGUCGUCCACCGCGACAUCAAGCCGGCCAACAUCCUCGUCGGCCAAGACGGGGAGCUCGUCAAGAUCUGCGACCUCGGGCUCGCGGUUUCCAUGGUCGAGCCUCCGCCCUACACCCAGGCCGGCACCCCGUUCUACACGGCGCCAGAGAUGCUGCUGCAGAAGCCGGACUACGACACGCUCGUGGACACCUGGUCGCUCGGCUGCGUCAUGGCCGAGAUGCUCGCCGGCGGCAAGGCGUUGUUCCCUCGCGGAGAAGAUGACUACGUAGACGAGAUAUCGCAGCUCUGGAACAUAAUCCGAGUGCUCGGCAUGCCAGACGAGAGAACGUGGCCGGGGUUCGACUCUCUGCCGCUCGCCAUGGCGCUGCAACUGCUACCGCUACCGGCGGGGCACGAGCACAACAGGCUGCGGGAUCUGUUCCCCGAAGAGAAGCUGUCACACGAAGGAUUCCAGGUGCUGCAAGGCCUUCUCACGUGCAACCCCGACAAGCGACUCACGGCGGCCAAGGCGCUCAAACACCCAUGGUUCGCUGCUCCUCGUCCUGCUGCCGCCGCCGCCGCGUUGCCCAGAAAGAAGGCGACUCCCCUCAGUUUAAUCCCACCGGCGGCACCAGAGAAGAACGUACUCAAGAAUCCAGUGGCGAUGUGGAACGCACAACGAGUGUAG
Messenger RNA from Lolium rigidum, 1122 nucleotides. Its product is annotated as putative cyclin-dependent kinase F-2. Gene Ontology annotation, cellular component: nucleus. Bases 1 to 1122 code for a protein of 373 amino acids. The transcript has a single exon. Gene Ontology annotation, molecular function: ATP binding; cyclin-dependent protein serine/threonine kinase activity. Lineage: Eukaryota; Viridiplantae; Streptophyta; Magnoliopsida; Poales; Poaceae. The record is from RefSeq and is a predicted model, not a curated record. Gene Ontology annotation, biological process: regulation of mitotic cell cycle; protein phosphorylation.